Molecule: messenger RNA, 1539 nt
Organism: Linum tenue
Lineage: Eukaryota; Viridiplantae; Streptophyta; Magnoliopsida; Malpighiales; Linaceae
Source: the annotation of a GenBank genome assembly
GCCCAAACCAAAUCCUAGCCCGUAACCAUUUUUUCUCCCCUUUCAGACUUCAGUCGUCUCGGGAAGUCGGCGAAUUCCAAGAGCUAAUUUUCCCCGGCGACUGGUUCUAAAACCCUAAACCCUCUCCUGACAAAUCGACCCCCAAUCCCUAACCUUCAAAUCCUCAUCCCUCUUCGUCCUCAUCAAUGGCUUCCUUCGGUACCAAAUUGGUUUCCAGGUCAUCCAUAUCCGCCAUUAAAUCUGCCCUCAGAUCCGGCGCUUCAAAAUCCAGAUCAACCAGCUCUCCUUCAUUCUUCUCCAGCGCUUCUUCUGCCACUCCUACCCGCCGCUUCUCCAUCUCCAGGAUUCCCUCUGAGCUGGGAUGCGCGGCGUCUUUGCUGCCGCUGCACAGCGCGGUGGCGACGGCGAGGAUGACGUCAUGCUUGAGCACGGCAUCGAGGAGUUCCCGUGCGCUCUCUCAGGGUACACUCUGCUGCACCUAUCCCGGCCUCUAGUAGCCACAUUGCUAAGAAAAAGCUUUUAUUACUACUACUGCUACUCUCUUUGACUGUGAGUGGCUUUUUUUUGUUGCUUCUCUACAAACCCCUAAAUUGUUUAUAUGUAGUUUCUCUGGAUUCAUUGUUAUUCUAAUUGGAAUGAAGGCAAUGAUAAAUGGCUCUUGUUGAUUACAUGGAUGCUUCACUUUGUACUAAUGUGGCAACUCAAUCCUUGCUGUGGUCAAUAUAGUUGGAAAAUUUGGACUCGAAAUUGAAGUUCUAUUGAUAGAUUAUGAUACUGAACUGUUGUAUUGAUGAUUAAUUGGAUUAGAGCUCAUGGGGGAACUAGAAUUUGAGUUAGGGUGCCUUAUUGAGGAUCAAUCUAAGAUGGGGUUCUUAACUAGCCAGAGGGCGUUUGCAGUCUGACUAAGGGUAUUUGGUUCCUGCAGGCACAUAAUACCAAAAGAAAUAAACUGGGGAUCUGUCAAUUAUGGCCCACUGCAUCAUUAUCAAAUGAUGUUGAUGGGACGUGAGAGAAGUAUCCUGUUUUGGAGGUGGGCGCUUUGACCAACUAUGCAGUUUGUGAUUGAAAAACAAAGUGGAAAACAGUACUGUUUAGACAAGUAUCAGGUAGUUGUCCGUUGAUUCGGCUAAGGCGGAAAAUACUGGACCAUAUCUUGCCUUCAGUUCUUGAUUUUGGUCUAUGAUUGCUAGGAAUAUGGUCUUGAAUAUAAUACACGACUACUUAUUGUCGCCCAUUGUUCAGUACCUAAUUCAAGUAUUUGUUUUUCUCUGCAAUAGAGCUCGGGCUGUCAGUUCCAAGGUGAUUUACGACAAGAAACUCAUGAUAUAGGUCAUUUUGCCUUGUUCUCAGAAGCAAGGCUCGUUCUGUAGAGCUUUUCAUGUCUGUGAAGAGUGGACAGCUUAUAUGUAAAAUGCUUGCCAGCUUCAAACUUUUAGAAGCAGUUCAGAAUUUGUAUUUGAUUCUUUGGUGAUACAAAUUUGAACUGUAUGAAUUGAAUACCCUGGCCGAUCAACUUCUUGCAAAUUUUGACUAUAGGAG